AUGACUCGUCCGCGUGCGCUUCCCGCAGCAGCUCCCCCGCACUCCCCCGCGUCCGAUGGAUUUCUAAGCGAGUACCGCGACGACAUUCUGACGUAUUUGCAGUCGCGCCAGUCGGCCUACCUGCCUAAUGUCGCUGCCAUGCGUCACCAACCACAGCUCACCUGGAGCAUGCGUUCGCUGCUCGUCAGCUUUCUCAUUGAAGUUCAUCUGGGCUUUGCGCUGUCGCCUGCGACGCUGCUCCUUGCGGUCAGCCUGAUGGACCGCUACACAGCGAAACGCACUGUCUACCGCCGGCACUAUCAGCUGCUUGGCUGCGCGUGCCUGUGGAUCGCAUGUAAAUUUUACGAGCACAAGCAACGCGUCCCGCUGCUCCAGGAGCUGAAAGAGCUGUGUCGUGAUGUCUAUUCUGAAACCAUGUUCGUCCAAAUGGAGCGUCACAUUCUCGUUACUCUCAAUUGGGAUAUUGCCCAACCCACCGCCGAUAUUUUCCUUCCCGUCCUUCACCCUAUGGUUUUUUUCCUGCUCGAGGUCUCACUGUUCUCGGAACAGUUCCUCACAUUUCCCGCCUCUAGUAUUGCUGCCGCAGCUGUCGUCGUUGCCGAACGUUUCAUCGGUACUGAGCUCCGUUCGCAGGCUGAAUGGAACCCCAAUUUUUUAUGGCCUAUCGACUGGCGCGUGGGCCGUGAAAGUGAUGCUGGAGACGGAAACAAUGACAGCGACUGCAGCGCAGAAACCCCGCCUGCCAGCGAUCGUCCGGAAAAUGGCAAUGAUUACUCUUGCUGCUGCAAACUUGUCGAUCAAGAAGCAAAACCCUGUCCGUCCGCCGACGCCGACGAAUCGCCCCCGCUCGUCGGCUCUACCCCGCCUUCAUCCCACAAACGCCCCGCAACGCCGACACGACUGACGACGCCAAAUGAGCUGCUGCCGACCAGGAAAAGCGAAAGUCAUAUGGUCCUCCAAACGUACCUCGAUACACUGCGCACAGAGCGCUUGGACGAGUGUGUGAACGCGCUCAUGCUGUUGCUUCGUGCACCUCUUCCAUCGCCUGUAUUUUACAACAAAUUCCCUCUCCAGGUGGCUGUCGUUCAGAGCCGUCUCUCUUCUCCCAUAUCGUCUCCGCGGAAACGUGCGCGAAAGGACGAUGAUGAAUCCUGA
Schizosaccharomyces japonicus yFS275 is the source of this 1155-nucleotide messenger RNA. Its product is annotated as cyclin Puc1. The transcript has a single exon. Gene Ontology annotation, biological process: regulation of cell cycle; cell cycle G1/S phase transition. Lineage: Eukaryota; Fungi; Ascomycota; Schizosaccharomycetes; Schizosaccharomycetales; Schizosaccharomycetaceae. The record is from RefSeq and is a predicted model, not a curated record. The coding region runs from base 1 to 1155 and encodes 384 amino acids. Gene Ontology annotation, molecular function: cyclin-dependent protein serine/threonine kinase regulator activity.